Molecule: messenger RNA, 3783 nt
Organism: Penicillium verhagenii
Lineage: Eukaryota; Fungi; Ascomycota; Eurotiomycetes; Eurotiales; Aspergillaceae
Product: transcription initiation factor TFIID subunit TAF2
Exons: 1
Coding region: 1-3783 (1260 amino acids)
Biological process (GO): transcription initiation at RNA polymerase II promoter
Cellular component (GO): transcription factor TFIID complex
Molecular function (GO): transcription cis-regulatory region binding; RNA polymerase II general transcription initiation factor activity; chromatin binding
Source: RefSeq, a predicted model, not a curated record
AUGCCGGGCGUCGUCGAAAUGCACGCUGGCGGCGCUCCAGCACCGGGUCUCGAAUUUACCGUCGCGCAUCAAAAGGUCGAGCUCGAGAUCGACUUCAUCAGCAAGAGCUUGAGAGGCAGUACUGAAAUUACCAUCCACCCGCAACGAAAUGACUUGAAGGAUAUAUGCUUGAACUUUCGCCAGGGCGAAAUCAAACGCAUCAGUGUGAACGGCAAAGGGGUCCCGACUUGGGAAUAUGCUGACCCUUACGACCAUAUUCAGCUCUACGGAGCGCAAUACUACCAACGAUUAACGCCGAAGCUUGAUUACCUUCUCAAAACCCCCCGUCAACCCGAGUUGAAGUUAUCCAUUCCGAAAACCGUGAGAAUCGAAGAGUUGGACCCAUUCUCUGCAGAGGCGCAAGAACAAAUUGCCCUGCAGGGUGCUGGGGAUGAUGCGGAUGGGCCCGUGGGAGGUCGGACAACAGAGGCUAGUCUUCCACGAUUCAAGGCCCUGACUUUGAAUAUUGAAUUCGUAACGGAACGUGUGCGCGAUGGAUUGCAAUUUGUUGGAGUAGAUAGCGGCGACCGGCGCUAUCCCCAUGCAUACACUACGAACUCGCUAGAUUCUGGAGUUGGAUGCCCUUUGUUCCCUUGCAUGGAUGAUACAGCCUCACGUUGCACCUGGGACAUCUCGAUCUCCUGCCCCUCAACGUUGGGAGACCUCUUCGAUCCCAAGACCCGUGAUGCUUCCGGUUCUCGAUCAAAAACGCAAACUCGACAAAUCUCUGCAGAUGACGAAGGGCUUGACAUGUCGGUGGUGUGCUCCGGCGAGUUGACGGAUGACAUUGUGGACCCAAAGGAUGCCAGCCGGAAAACAGUAUCAUUUGGAUGUUACGCUCCUCUGUCUGCUCGACAACUUGGUUUUGCUGUUGGUCCCUUUGAAUAUGUCAAUCUUGCGGACUUCCGUGAAAGUGAUCAAGAUGAACAACUUGGUCAAAAUGCUAUCCCGUUGCACGCAUUCUGUUUACCGGGCAAAGCAGAUGAUGUACAAAACACCAGUUUUCCUAUGGCACAGGCCAUUGAUUUCCUCUCUAUGCAAUAUGGCGCUUAUCCGUUCUCGAGCUACAAGAUUUGUUUUGUCGACGACGUCAACCCGGAGACAUUGCCCACAGCUUGCCUGUCAAUUUGCAGCAGCCACCUUCUUUUCCCGGCGGAGAUCAUUGAUCCUAUGUAUGACUCUACUCGGGCGUUGGUUCACGCUUUGGCGUGUCAGUGGACUGGAAUUAAUAUCAUCCCCAACGAGCCGGCGGAUACUUGGGUCACAGUUGGCAUUGCGUGGUACAUCACCGAUACAUUCAUGAAGAAGCUUUGCGGCAACAACGAAUACCGAUUUCGUCUGAAACAAACCUCCGAUCAAAUUUGCGAGCUAGACUGGGAACGUCCUUCGAUUUAUGACAUGGGAAACUUUCUCAAAAUUGAUCCAUCUGAAUCACGAUUCAUUGCUCUCAAAGCACCCCUGGUUCUGUUCAUUUUGGAUCGUCGUCUGACCAAGGCAAGCGGAAAAGCCACGAUGUCUCGAAUCAUCAAUCGGAUUUUCCUCAAUUCCCGCAUGGGAGAUAUUCCCAAUAGGGCCAUUACCUCAUCCCUAUUCCAAAAAAUGUGUGAGCGAUUGGGUCAUGCGAAACUCGAUGUCUUUUUCCAACAAUGGGUUUACGGCGCCGGUUGUCCGCGCUUCGUGGCCACGCAGCGCUUUAACAAGAAGAAGCUUGUGGUUGAAAUGAUGAUCAGACAAGUGCAAAGUGAGCAGCCAACAGUACGCGACCUUGACAAGGAUGCGUUCCUGCGAGAUGUUAAGGAAGAAGUUCGCCACGUCUGGGCUGGUGCCCUUCAACCUGUCUUCACCGGUUCCAUGACACUCCGAAUCCACGAGGCCGAUGGUACACCAUAUGAACAUAUCGUGGAGAUUAAGGAGGGACUCACAAAGUUUGAAAUCCCAUACAACACCAAGUACAAGCGGCUCAAGCGGAACAAAAAGCAACGAGAACGUGCUGUUGCAAACGGCGACCCAGAGGCCCAAGAAGAAGUUCUCUUGUACUGUCUCGGAGAUGUUCUCCAAACAGAAGAAGAGGUACAAGACUGGCGCAUGUCUGACUGGACUAAGGAAGACGAAGAAAGAAUGGGCCAAGAGUCUUACGAAUGGAUCCGGAUGGAUGCGGAUUUCGAAUGGAUUUGCAAGCUCCAACUGAAUAUGCCAGGGUACAUGUACCUGUCACAACUCCAGCAAGACCGAGACGUCGUUGCUCAACUAGAAGCCCUCCAAGCGAUGAUUGCUCAGCGUGAAAAUAGCUUGAUUUCCAGCAUCUUUGCUCGAACCAUCAUGGACAGUCGUUACUUUCACGGAAUUCGAGUGACCGCAGUGCGGGCAAUGGUCAAGCACGCCAAGGAUGAAGUCGAUUGGAUUGGAUUGUUCCAUCUGGAAAAGAUCUUCCAGGAAUUGUUCUGCUUCCCGGGGUCUCCCAUGACCAAAUCAAAUGACUUCUCUGACAUCGCAGCUUACAUUCUUCAAAAAGAAAUCCCAGAGGCAAUCUCAAAGGUGCGCGACAACAGCGGUAAAACCCCUAUGCGGGUCAAGCGCUUCCUGUUUGACAAAUUGAAAUUCAACGACAACUCAAACAAUGCGUACUCUGACAAUUAUUACGUGGCGUCGCUGAUGCGCUCACUUUGUCAUGCUCUCCUGGGCCGAAAUGAGUCUCGACAGGAAGAUGAGUUGGCUAAUUUCAAUAUGGAGCGUGUCCUGGAAGCUCAGGCCGAAGAACAGCUAGAGAAGGACACCAUUGCUGAAAUUGAUCGGUACCGACGAAUGGAUGAGUGGUCAAGCUCUUACCAAAAUCUCUACUCACGAGCCGCCUUGCACUGUCAAAUGCACAUGAUGCAGGCCAAAAUUUUGGAUACGGACCUGAUGCGUUUCAUUCCAUACACACGGGCUGGGACUUAUGAUCUUCUUCGUCUGCAAGCAUUCGAUUGCCUGGUUGAUUUGGACAUUUCUCAGAGUCCAGAUCUGCUUCGCUGGAUCAUUUACACUAUGACCAGUGACUCAUCUCCCUAUGUCCGUCGCAAUUGCCUCCGGGCGUUUGGCCGGACACUGGCCAUGAUUGCAUUUGGACGCGCGCCGCAACCUGAGACUAACCAGAGCGAUGGCUUGAUCAUUGAGCAAGAGUCAUCCACCGAGGUUCGACAGGCUGACUUGGCGCGUCGUCAAACUGUUCCUGGUGCAAUCGAGGCCCUCAAACGGGAACUCUAUCAUGAUGCGUCAUUGAAGGAAUACAUUUGGGCUGCGUGCAACUCAUGGCUGAUUGGAAUUGAUGAGAUGGCCGAUGUCGCAGACCUUUGCCAUGUCAUGUUUGAACCUAUUACAUCCAAACACGCCAAACUCCGAUACCCUCGCUACUGGAAGGUCGAGAAAGUUGGUUUUGGCAAGGUGCGGUUCUUCCGGUCAGAAAAUGUUCGUACCAGCCUGGUACCAUCAAGAGACGCCCCUGUCGCCCCUGUCGCCCCUGUCGUUCCCAAGCGUAAGCGUGAUGAACCAGGCAUGCCGCCGCCUGCUCCUCGCAUCACUUUCAAACAAAACAAGACCGGUUCAACUCCUAGCACCCCAUCCUCUGCGACCCUCCCGAAGCUUCACAUUCCCCUACCAUCCUCCGCUACUUCGGGAACCAGAACUCCCGGCUCUUCGACCCCGGGCACCCCAUCCACUGGAGGCCCAUUGAAGCUGAAGCUGAAGUUCGGACAAAAACCAAAAUGA